This is a messenger RNA of Neurospora tetraspora, 282 nucleotides long. Its product is annotated as NADH:ubiquinone oxidoreductase 10.6kD subunit. The transcript has 3 exons. NCBI's taxonomy places the organism in Eukaryota, Fungi, Ascomycota, Sordariomycetes, Sordariales, Sordariaceae. The coding region runs from base 1 to 282 and encodes 93 amino acids. Gene Ontology annotation, biological process: electron transport chain; mitochondrial respiratory chain complex I assembly. The record is from RefSeq and is a predicted model, not a curated record. Gene Ontology annotation, cellular component: mitochondrion.
AUGCGCGUCACACGAGUUCUCCGCGCCGUCCCCAAGAACCCCACGGGGUUCAACAUCAGCGAGUUCCGUAGAGCUGCCCGUGUGCCCGAACACGAUCCUUGGACCAAGAACGAGUCCUGGCGUACCACCGGCCAAUUCUCCCGCGCCGAACGCUUCAAGGGCGCUCUUCCUGGCUUUGGCACCGCCUCCGUCGCCUUUGCUAUUUACUGCGUCUACGAGCAUCUCUUUCUCAAGGAUGAGCACCACCACGAUGGUACUGCGUCCGCCGUCACUGCGCACUGA